Andrographis paniculata is the source of this 4294-nucleotide messenger RNA. RefSeq names its product nuclear matrix constituent protein 1. The record is from RefSeq and is a predicted model, not a curated record. The coding region runs from base 348 to 3887 and encodes 1179 amino acids. Gene Ontology annotation, biological process: nucleus organization. NCBI's taxonomy places the organism in Eukaryota, Viridiplantae, Streptophyta, Magnoliopsida, Lamiales, Acanthaceae. Gene Ontology annotation, cellular component: nucleus. The transcript has 8 exons.
GAACUGCUGUCGGGACAUAAGAUUGGAAAAGAAACAGGAGAACGUGAGUGAUCCGCGCACACCACGAAAGGCGACUCUGCGGAAAAGCUAAGCCAGAGAGAGAGAGAGACGAUUUGGGGGAGAGAGAGAGCUGAUCUCGUGACGUUUGCCGGAUUUCGAGUCGUUCUAUUCACCGGAGUUUGGGAACUCUGUUGGCGUCCGCAAUCAGGGUUCCCUGAAAAUUAGGGUUUCGAUUUGGUACCUCCUUAGUCGAAAUUAACUCCUCCAUUCGCUGAAUUCGUUUCAUCCUUUAUCUUCUUUGGUCGUUUCGAUUGAGCUGGUGCUCCGAUCUGCGAAGCGGCUGUAAGAUGUUUACGCCGCAGAAGAAGUUUUGGCCGCUGACGCCGAGGACGGAGCCGAGCUCGAAGAAGUUAACUCUUUCGGGACUUGGUUCUGGCGCAAAUCCUAAUUCAGUAACUCCGAGCAAUGGAGAAGCGUCGGCCCGAGGGAAAGCGGUUGGUUUUGUUGAAGGCGAUGGGAAUAUGGAGGCAGAGUCUUUGACUGAGAGGGUUUCGAGGCUCGAGAAUGAGCUCUUUGAGUAUCAAUACAACAUGGGCCUUCUUUUGAUUGAAAAGAAAGAGUGGACUUCAAAGUCCGAAGAAUUAGCACAAUCUUUAGCAGAAGCUACUGAGAGCCUAAAAAGAGAGCAAGCGGCUCAUUUAAGUGCACUGUCUGAGGUGGAGAAGCGAGAAGAUAGUUUAAAGAAAGCACUGGGUGUUGAAAAGCAGUGUGUGGUUGAUCUUGAGAAGGCAGUGCGUGAGAUGCGAUCAGAAUAUGCUGAAAUUAAGUUUAAUGCCGAUUCAAAACUGGCUGAGGCUAAUGCAUUAGUUGCUAGUAUUGAGGAGAAGUCAUUGGAGGUUGAAGCCAAAUUCCAUGCGGCUGAUGCCAAACUUGCUGAGGCAAGCAGGAAAAAGUCAGAAAUUGAGAGGAAGUUGCGUGAGUUGGAGACUCAAGAAAAUGCACUUCGAAGAGAACGGUCAUUGUUCACUUCAGAGCGUGAGACACGUGAUGCUUCUAUAGCUAAACAAAGGGAAGAUUUGCGGGAGUGGGAAGAUAAAUUACAAGAAGCUGAGCAGAGGCUGGCUGACAGUAGAAGGUUGCUGAACCAAAGAGAGGAAAUGGCUAAUAUGAGUGAUAAAAGCUUGAAAGAAAAGCAGAAUGAACUUGAAGAAUUAAGGAAAAAAAUUGAAGCUGCUAAUUCAACACUGAAGAACAAAGAAGAUGAUAUAAGCUCUAGACUAGCAAAUGCAUCUCGUAGGGAGAAGGCAACUGAUGAGGUUAGGAGGAAAUUGGAGGAGAAAGAAAAAGAAUUGUCGGAGCUGGCAGAGAAGUUAAAUGCUAGGGAAAAAUUGGAGAUUCAGAAGCUGUUGGAUGAACACAAGCGUGUGCUGGCCGAGAAGGAGAAGGAGUUUGAAUUGGAGAUGGAGGAGAAGAGAAAAUUGCAUGAUGAGCAGUUGAAAAACAAGGUGGUUGACUUGGAGAAGAAAGAAACUGAAAUUGCACACAUGGAAGAAAAAGUGAAGAAGCGAGAACAGGCCAUUGAAAAGAAACAGGGGAAAGUGAGGGAGAAGGAAAUGGAUGUCGAUUCAAAAUUGAAAUCUUUAAAAGAAAGGGAGAAGUCACUUAAAACUGAGGAGAAGGACUUUGAAAAAGAGAGAGAACAAAUACUUGCAGAAAAGGAAGAUUUGCUCAAAGUCAAAGGUGAGGUUGAGAAUCUCAAGGCAGAGACCGAGCAACUGCAGCUGAAGGUAACCGAAGAGAGGGAAAAGCUGAAAGUAACCGAAGAAGAAAGAAGCGAGCUUUCACGACUACAAUCAGAGUUGAAACAGGAAAUAGAGAAUUACAGAUUCCAAAACGAGCAACUUACCAAGGAAGCAGAGGAUUUGAGGCUGGAAAAGGAGAAAUUCGAGAAAGAAUGGGAGGAACUUGAUGAUAAAAGAGCUGAGAUAAAGAAAGAACAAGAGGUAGUUCAGAUGCAGAAAGAGCAGUUUGAAAAACUACAGCAAUCCGAACAGGAAAGACUACAGAAUGAGAAGCUCGAAACGCAGAAAUAUGUUCAGAGGGAAUUGGAAGCUCUUAGAUUGGCAAAAGAUUCUUUUGCUGCUACCAUGGAGCAUGAAAAGUCAAUAUUGGCUGAAAAGACCGAAAGCGAAAAGUGCAAGCUGAUCAAUGAUUUCGAAUUGCAUAAAGAAGAACUCGAGACGGAACUUCAGAGGAAGCAAGAAGAUAUGGAGAAUCGCUUGCAUGAGAGGGAAAAGUCAUUUGAAAAUGAGCGAGACUUGGAACUCAAUAACAUUAAUAAGCUGAGGGAAACCGUCAGGAGAGAAAUGGAAGAUAUGAAGUUGGAAAAACAUCGGAUCGAGAAAGACAAUCUAGAACUUUCCGAGAAUAAGAAGCAUGUGGAGGCGCAACAGCAUGAGAUGCGAAAAGAUAUCGAGGAGCUUGCCGGCUUGAUUCAGAAGUUGAAGAAUCAAAGGGAACAAUUCAUCAAGGAACGAGAACGCUUCAUAUCAUUUGUCGAGGAACAGAAAAACUGCACUACUUGUGGGGAAGCUAUUCGUGAUUUUGUGCUCUCCGAUCUCCAUCCUUUAAACGAACUCAAAGCUCUGGAGGCUCCUCCCCUAUCAAGGGUUGCCGAAAGUUAUUUGAAAGAGACGGUUGAAGUGACAGCGGAGAGGGUCGCCACUGGAUCAUCCCCUGUUCCUGUUAAUUCUGGAUCUCCUUCUGCUGUCGGAACCCUAUCUUGGCUUCGGAAAUGCACGACAAAGAUAUUUAAAUUCUCACCUGGGAAGAAACUUGAACUCGACUAUGCUCAGGAUGUCGCGGGGACAUCAGCAGUGGACGAGCAAGUUGUUGGUUCGGAAACAAUACCAGCUGACGAAAUGGAGCCGCAACCUUCAUUACAAGUCGUAAAUGAUUCUUUUGAUGUCCAGAUAAUAGAAUCCGAUAGCGCCAUUAGGGGCGUUGAAACUACUCAAGCUCUGUCCGUCGAUCAUGAUCCAGUUAACAUCCCUGAAAAUUCUCAGAAUUCCGGUAGAAAGGCAAUCCGCCGUGGACCUGGCAGAGGAGGUAGGCGUAAAUCUGGUAGAACACAAUCUGAAACAGCUGCGGCAGCUGGUUCUGAGACCAACGGAAAUGCCGAAGAUUCUGUUUACACUUAUGAUGAAAGUCAAGCAGAAUCUGAACUUGUUAGAUCGCCAAAAGGGGCAAGAAAGCGAGGCCGGGUUCGCGAAUCCCAAGCAACUGUGAGCGAGACCCAAACUGAAGGUCAUUCGGAUAGCAUUAAGGAUGGUGAUCGCCCAAAGAGGCGACAGAGAGUUGCAGCAGCAGGAGCAGGAGCUGAACAAAGUCUUCCUCCGAAACGUUACAAUCUCAGACAGCAACCCAAGAAGUCGGUCGUUAACGGGCCCCUACCCCAAAAAAGGAAGGGUAGGGGUAAGGGAAAGGGUAAGGAAACUGAGCAGGUGAGCAUGGAAGUUAAUCUGUCGGAGAAAGCUGAAGCAUUGAGGGAAGAAAUGAAUGAAACUGGAGCAGCGGCUUCGAUUCCUAGAAGAUCUUGCGACGGAGAAGGUGAUGAUGCCGCUGUUCAAUGCACUGGGGUUGCCAGUGAGUUCUCUGCGGACAGUCCUUUUAAGAAUGGUGGGGAGCAUGGUGGGAUAGGAAACAUGGAUGAGGAGGUGAACGGAGGAGGGGCAGCUGAGGAAGCUCGAAACUACAGUAACGAAGAACUCAAGACGGAGAGCCAUGGAGACAGUGGCGACAAUGAUGGGGACGGAGAUGACGAUGAGGUGAAUCACCCUGGCGAAGUAUCUAUUGGGAAGAAGCUCUGGACAUUCCUCACCACGUGAAGCAUGAAGUAUAUAUAUAUAACUUUGACGCUAUCACGACCACAACCAAGUAAAGUAUUUUUCAACUCUGACUUUCUAUUAUUACAUUUGAGGUAUAUUUCAUCUCGACUUAGUUGUUGUGUGUAUGAAUUGAUGAAGGAAUUAGUUUAUCCGAAAACAUAGAAAUCGAUUGAGGCACUGCUCUAGGGCGUCUUCCCUUUCCCACUAGGAAGUUGGGGUCGGUUUGCCAUUUUAGAAUUUGCAGAUAGCAAGUAAUGAAUGUGUAGCAUUCUUAUUCUAGCUGUACUGUCUGUCCGUCUCCGUCGCACUCUUGAGAUAAUAUUUGUUUGUAUUGAUUGCGAAACUGCUAAUGGCUGGCUGGCUUGUGGGUUUUAUUUGCUAUGAUAUUUUCAUGUGGUUAAAUUUUC